AUGGCAGGUCCCUAUGCCAGGAAGACGUCCACGCCGUCCAAGGGUCUUUCUUCCUCGGCAAAAUCAUCUUCGACGAAACGGAAUGGAAGCAUCUUGAAUUUUUUUCAGAAAACCGAUACCCCGCCUGGGGCCACCUCCCGCCAACCUCGAAUCACGCAGUUUGUUGGCUCAUCUGGGUCUCCUAGUAGUGGCCGAGGGACCCCGAAACAGCAACAUGGGAAUAGCUCAAUGAAUGAUGCAGCGGGUGGCCUGUUUCUGGAGGAUAAGAAAAGACAAGUGAAAUCUGGAGACAUGGCAGCUGCAACGAAUGAUAUUAGCCCGCGAACACGGUCACCAACGCCGGAAAACCUUUGGGGCGACGAUGACGAUGAUAUACCAGAUCCAGGACGCUCGCAAUAUAAUGAGAAUGGCUUGUCUGUCAAGCGUCGGAAGAUGGACUCGCCAAGCCCAUCAGAAGAAAAACCACAAACAGGUGAUGCCGCGGAGCCAGCUCCCUCUCCGCCCGCAACAACGACGAAGACGACGAGUGGGCCCUUCAUUGAUGAAUCAGACAGUGAAGACGACAUUGAUGCAUACCGAGAGUUGAAAGAGUCUUCGCUCGCCCCCGCUGACACGAGGAACGAACCACCAUCUCCAGUCGAUGACGACCCUUCUGCGGACCCCGCGCAGUCGCCAUUGGUAAGAGAUGCCACGAGCCAUGCCGAAGAUAAUGAAUUCACGAAUUUUGACGAUAUUGAAGAGGACGAGUUUGUAGGGGAAGAGUUUCGAGAACGACCGUGGAACGACGACGAGGAUGUACAAAACAAUGACAAUAGCAUGGGCACAUUGGACGAAUUAGAUGAUUUUGCUAGCCUCAACCCUGAAAAUGAAUGUGAAGUCGCAGCCUGCCCGAUAUGCCAGAGAACGCUAGUGGGACUGAGCGAGACCGAAAUAUCAGUACAUGUCAAUGACUGCUUAGAUGGCAAGACUGAUAUCAUAACACCGGAUCCUUCUACAACGACAACGACUCCAAACACAACAUUUAACCCGUCAACUUCGAAGAAAGAUGCCCCGGCUAAAGCAUUAACACUGGCUGAGCGAGCUGCCAUCGCUCGACCUGCACAGGCCAACCCAUACGCCCAAAACACUUCUGGUGAAAGAUCUGCGUUUUCGAAGAUGAUGGCAGGAAAUGCAGAAGAUACGGCUUGGAAGACGGCGGCUGCAAACGAGGUCUCUUCACGUGGCAAGCAAGCUUAUCAGAGAACUUGUCCGUUUUACAAGAUUCUUCCUGGUUUCUCGAUUUGUGUGGAUGCCUUUCGCUACGGAGCGGUCGAGGGAUGUAAUGCCUACUUUCUCAGCCACUUUCACAGUGAUCACUAUAUUGGACUUAGCAAGUCGUGGUGUCAUGGGCCUAUAUAUUGUAGCCGGGCCACAGCAAAUCUUGUCCGGCAACAGCUUCGCGUUGAUCCGCAAUGGAUUGUCGGCCUUGACUUCGAGACCACCUCCGAGGUUCCUGAUACGGGGGGCGUGCAGGUUACCAUGAUUCCCGCCAACCACUGCCCUGGAAGCUCCUUGUUUCUUUUCGAGAAGAGUUUUGGCAGUGGUCCGCACGCUCGACGGCAACGCAUUUUACACUGUGGCGAUUUUCGCGCUUCGCCGGACCAUGUCCGGCAUCCACUUCUACGACCAAACCCUAAUGACCCGACUACUGGUCAGCCUCGGCAACAGCGGAUUGACAGCUGUUACUUGGACACCACCUAUCUCAACCCGAAGUAUGCGUUCCCCAGCCAGGACGAUGUAAUCGCGGCGUGUUCCGACCUCUGUGUUCGGCUUAACCAGGAAGCCGGGGUGGGAAACGAGCUGGGGAAGACUGGAGUUAGCAGCCUGAUGAGCAAGUUUUUGUCCGUGACGAAGAGCGACUCUGCUCAGCGGCCAUCCUCCUCUUCAUCUUCCGCAGGCGGCCGGUUGUUAGUAGUCAUUGGCACGUAUAGUAUUGGCAAAGAGCGAAUAUGCUUGGGCAUUGCGCGGGCGCUAGGUUCCAAGAUCUUUGCCACGCCACAAAAACAACGGAUCUGCGCCUGUUUAGAGGACCCCGAACUGUCCGCCAUGUUGACCAGUGAUCCCCGGGAGGCACAGGUGCAUAUGCAGACGCUGUUUGAGAUCCGGGCCGACACGCUUACCGACUACCUGGACUCGAUGAAGCCACACUUCUCCCGAGUGGUUGGCUUCCGGCCAACUGGUUGGUCGUACCGUCCACCUGCCGGUCGAAUGCUGGAGAACCCGCCGGUACCGACAGUCUUGCGUGGCGAACAUUGGCGGACCCCGUUCACCUCGGAGCAUCUCACCCCGCAACGCGGAAGCACGCGGGAAAGUGCCUGUUUCGGCGUGCCGUAUAGCGAACACAGCUCCUUUCGCGAGUUGACCAUGUUCUGCUGUGCCCUCCGAAUCGGGAAAGUGAUCCCGACAGUCAAUGUCGGCAACCAGAGGACUCGAGAGCAGAUGAAGGCGUGGAUUGAUCGGUGGGAAGGCGAGAAGAAACGCAACGGGCUGUUUCGUGUUGAAGACUGGUGA
Penicillium macrosclerotiorum is the source of this 2550-nucleotide messenger RNA. RefSeq names its product DNA cross-link repair protein PSO2. The transcript has a single exon. Gene Ontology annotation, molecular function: damaged DNA binding; 5'-3' DNA exonuclease activity. NCBI's taxonomy places the organism in Eukaryota, Fungi, Ascomycota, Eurotiomycetes, Eurotiales, Aspergillaceae. Gene Ontology annotation, biological process: protection from non-homologous end joining at telomere; double-strand break repair via nonhomologous end joining; interstrand cross-link repair. The record is from RefSeq and is a predicted model, not a curated record. Bases 1 to 2550 code for a protein of 849 amino acids.